Pararge aegeria (speckled wood butterfly) is the source of this 2841-nucleotide messenger RNA. RefSeq names its product mitogen-activated protein kinase p38b-like (gene P38mapk). The record is from RefSeq and is a predicted model, not a curated record. Gene Ontology annotation, cellular component: cytoplasm; nucleus. The coding region runs from base 149 to 1231 and encodes 360 amino acids. Gene Ontology annotation, biological process: intracellular signal transduction; protein phosphorylation. NCBI's taxonomy places the organism in Eukaryota, Metazoa, Arthropoda, Insecta, Lepidoptera, Nymphalidae. The transcript is spliced from 9 exons. Gene Ontology annotation, molecular function: MAP kinase activity; ATP binding.
UCUAUGUUCGUCAUUUCUGGCAACUGGCAAGUGCAAAUAGUGUGUGAAUGUGACAGCGAGAUUAAAUUAUAAUAUUUCCCUUCGAACUUGAACUUUGUUUAUGUUCAUUAAUAUAACUUGAUAUUGAUUUUAAACAAGACCUAUCAAUAUGCCGCGGUUCCACACGGUAGAAAUUAAUAAGACAGAAUGGAUUGUACCUGAAAGAUAUCAAAUGCUUACACCUGUAGGAUCCGGGGCUUACGGUCAAGUUUGCUCAGCAAUUGAUACCUUGCAUAAUAUGAAGGUAGCAAUAAAGAAAUUAGCGAGACCGUUCCAAUCAGCUGUGCAUGCUAAGCGGACAUACAGGGAGUUGAGGAUGUUAAAGCACAUGAACCAUGAAAAUGUUAUUGGCCUCCUGGAUGUGUUCACUCCUGAAAAGACCCUUGAAGAUUUCCAACAGGUGUACAUGGUGACACACCUGAUGGGAGCAGACUUAAACAACAUUAUCCGUACGCAGAAGUUGUCUGAUGAUCAUGUUCAGUUUCUUGUCUAUCAGAUCCUUCGGGGGCUAAAGUAUAUACAUUCUGCAGGAAUCAUUCACAGGGACCUUAAACCUUCAAACAUUGCUGUCAAUGAAGAUUGUGAGUUAAAAAUUUUAGAUUUUGGUUUAGCGAGACCUACAGAAAUCGAAAUGACGGGAUAUGUAGCUACAAGAUGGUACAGGGCACCAGAGAUCAUGCUUAACUGGAUGCACUAUAAUCAAACUGUAGACAUAUGGUCUGUUGGUUGUAUUAUGGCUGAACUACUUACUGGCAGAACUCUAUUCCCUGGUACAGACCAUAUUGACCAUCUCACAAGAAUAUUAUUUCUGUGCGGAAAGCCUGAUCAAGAAACUAUUGACAAUAAAUUAAGUGAAGAGGCACGUAACUACAUACAGUCGCUGCCCACGAUGAAACGGCGCGAAUUCCGCGAAGUGUUCCGCGGAGCGAACCUGCUUGCGAUAAACCUCCUCGAACUUAUGCUGGAACUCGAUGCUGACAAACGCAUAACAGCGGAACAAGCGCUCGCUCACGAGUACCUGGCGCAGUACGCGGACCCCACGGACGAGCCCGUUUCAGCGCCCUACGACCAGAGCUUCGAGGACGUGGAACUGGACGUCGACAAGUGGAAAGCGCUCGUGUGGCAAGAAGUGGUAGAGUUCAAGCCUCACCCUCAACACAUGAAUACAGUCAUCGAAGUAAACCCCUCAUAAUUUAGAACUGCAGCACCUUAUAGAGAUUAGAAUAUACAUUAUUUCAAAAGCAAUAUUUUUAUAUGAUUACAACGCCAUAGGUUGUUGUAAAUAAACGGGCUAUAAGUUCUAAAGAGUCAAUUUUUAUACGUAUUACAUGUACAUUGUAAUUAUGUUUUACUUUUAUCGGUCAGUAUGUUGUUACAUAUUAAUAAUUAAUCAUUAUUAUUGUAAAAGUUAAUUUUAUUUACUGGUACAGGAAGCAACAGUUACGAUAAUGUUCAACAACUCUUAUGUCUGGAAAACAUUGGCAACAUGUCACCUCAUAAAACGCUACGCGACGCGUGUUGAGCCCAAUCAGAAAAGAAUCAACGUGACUUAUUAAAGGAUUUCUUUGCAUACAAAAAAUAUUUUUAUAAUUUAUUUGACUCAACACGCUUGGCGUCGCGUCGUAUCGCCAGUGGCUUAUUGUAUACUGUCGUUGAUACUCCCAUACCGUUGCCUAGUGCAACGUUUGUACUUUGGUUUGUACCGAAAUGGUAUUUAAAGCUAUUUAUUUCCAAUAUUGUAUGCACUAAAUUGGAAGUUAAAUAUAUCACAGUUACUUCUGCUUUUAGCUUCUAUAGGAGGUUGGCAGACAUUAACUUUACUUGUGUUGGAGAACGUGGGCAUUUGACUUCAAUGAUACUCGUUUUUACAUUUGAUCUAUAAUCGGGCAGUGUACGGUUUACAAUGUUGACAAAAAACUAACUAUACUAUAUAUUAUAUUACAAUAUUAGUUAUUUCACAAACUUUAUACUUCAUUAAUCUAUUGAGAAAAACAUUAAAUACUUGGAUUAGAAUUACGUAAAUCAAAUCAUUACUAUUUAGCAGCAAUUUAAUAUCAAUGAAUUUUGUAGUGACGUCACAAAAUGUAAUAAUAUGGCGUAGCGUAGGUAAUAUUCAGGUUUCAAUCGCUAAUAUUUGGUUAGGCGCUGCUCUAAACGGUGACUUUGUUUCGCAUUAUUAUUUUAAACGGUUUUAAUUCAUAAUGAGUACCUAUAUUUUAGCGCUUUUAACUGUGCUGCAUUUUGGAUAUUGGUAUUGACAAUCCCCGUGCUCCGGAGAGCAUGGUCAGUAGCACAUGUGAUGAUAAUCGUAAUCGGUGGAUCACGUUGUAGGUCGAUGUUUUUAUGUGUUCGGCAGUGAAACUGAUAGGCUGAGAACUAUGGUAUGGGACUAUCAAAGGCGAUAAAUGACCGUGCCAUAAAAAUAUUGUUUAUAUUUUAAUAUGUUUGGAGUUUAUUAUGUCCAUUUAUAAGGUUGUUUUUUUUCAAGCGCAUCUACUAUUUAAUAGUUGGCUCUUUUAGAUAAGUAUUAGUGUUAACGGACGAUCUGAGGAUCUUAUGUAUGCAAUUAAUAAUGAGCUUCUUAAAAAUUAAUAUAUGUAUAUUUGUUUUUUGCUUAAAGAAAGCAGAAAUUUUAUAAUUUUCAUUAUAUUUAUUAUGUUACGGGCAAAGCGAUGUUUACAGUUGGAUAAAAUGGCAUACAAUGUAAUAGGAUGAAGUAAUUGUUAAUCGUCAAUUAACAAUUAUUCAUUGUAAAGUCAACAUUUCCUGAGGAUGCUCCGGUUUCGGAGCGAUACAUGCGUA